AUGGGAGACUUCGAUUCCAAUCCAACACUACUAAUCAAUCGGAAUCCCAUCCAGCCGCCACUUCCUGAAGGAAGAAGCUAUGAGAUUUCGCCGGAGAUCAUUGGUUUGGUGAAACAAAACCAGUUCCAAGGAAAACCCCAGGAGAAUCCUUUGGAACAUAUUGAUGCUUUUGAAGAAAUCUGUGGGACCAUCAGUGCAGGAGGUGCGCCCAAGGAGUACUUAAAGUGCAAACUAUUCUCUUUCACUUUGACAGGGAAGGCUUUGCGCUGGGUUAAGUCUCUUCCAGCUCAAUCCAUAACCACAUGGAAAGAGUACAAGGUGGCAUUCCUAGGUCACUUUUUCACAAAGCAAAGAGCAAACUUGUUGAGAGAAAAGAUCUCUAGUUUCCAACAAGGGCCGGUGGAGCCUUUUCAUGAAGCAUUGGAGCGCUUCAAGGACUAUACAAGAGAGUGUCCUAAUCAUGGGCUAUCUGAUGGCAGUCUAUGGAACAUUUUCUACAGAGGAAUAAGUGGGAAGUGUCGAUUUUCUCUUGAUACAGCCAGCAAUGGAAAUUUCAUGACCAAGACAGUUACUGAAGCAAAGAUUUUGAUUGAAAUCUAG
Molecule: messenger RNA, 600 nt
Organism: Microthlaspi erraticum
Lineage: Eukaryota; Viridiplantae; Streptophyta; Magnoliopsida; Brassicales; Brassicaceae
Source: the annotation of a GenBank genome assembly